CAUCACUCAAACCAAUUGCCAACUGAAAAUUUUAAUAGUUAGUUAUAGUCAAUUUGGAGCCAAGACCAUGGCAUCUCUAGCAACCUUCGCCGCCGUGCAACCCGCCGCCGUCAAGGGCCUCGCCGGCAGCUCCAUCACCGGAACUAAGCUUCAUGUCAAGCCAUCUCGCCAGAACUUCAAACCCACCAACUAUAGAUCUGGUUCUGUGGUUGCUAAGUAUGGUGACAAGAGUGUUUACUUUGAUUUGGAGGAUUUGGGCAACACCACUGGCCAGUGGGACUUGUAUGGAUCAGAUGCACCUUCACCAUACAACUCUCUCCAGAGCAAGUUCUUCGAGACAUUUGCAGCUCCUUUCACCAAGAGAGGAUUGUUGCUCAAAUUCUUGAUACUGGGAGGUGGUUCAACCCUAGCAUAUCUCAGCUCCACAGCCACAGGUGACAUUCUACCUAUUAAGAAGGGCCCACAACUUCCACCGAAGCUCGGACCUCGUGGCAAAAUCUAAGUAUCUUGGAACCCACAUCCUUUAAUCUUUUUACUGCGUUAAAUGUAUCAUUUCCACAACUUGUAAGUAUGUUCGAAGCCUACGUAAAUGUUCUGCUAAUACAUUCGAUUUGGUUGUGACUUUGGUAUUGCUUUUAAAUCUAAUGAAUUUCUGUUCAGAUUA
Messenger RNA from Cornus florida, 664 nucleotides. RefSeq names its product photosystem I reaction center subunit VI, chloroplastic-like. The coding region runs from base 68 to 502 and encodes 144 amino acids. The transcript has 3 exons. Lineage: Eukaryota; Viridiplantae; Streptophyta; Magnoliopsida; Cornales; Cornaceae. Gene Ontology annotation, biological process: photosynthesis. The record is from RefSeq and is a predicted model, not a curated record. Gene Ontology annotation, cellular component: chloroplast thylakoid membrane; photosystem I; photosystem I reaction center.